Messenger RNA from Ahaetulla prasina, 662 nucleotides. It is a transcript of the gene INIP, whose product is annotated as INTS3 and NABP interacting protein. The coding region runs from base 217 to 531 and encodes 104 amino acids. The record is from RefSeq and is a predicted model, not a curated record. The transcript has 5 exons. Lineage: Eukaryota; Metazoa; Chordata; Lepidosauria; Squamata; Colubridae. Gene Ontology annotation, cellular component: nucleoplasm; SOSS complex; nucleus. Gene Ontology annotation, biological process: DNA repair.
AAGAAGGCGAGGAGCUCGCGCACUCAUUGGGAAAUCCGGUCCGGAGGGAAGAUUCUAAACGGGGAGACGGCAGGAGAGUCCAUCUGGGCAGGUGGAGUGGGGGGAGAAGACUCUACCACGAAGUGAGAAGUGGACAAUGGCUCAGCGGCAUAGACGAUCUUGGUGUAAAUACAAAUUGUAGCUGCUUUUCAGAAAUUUAACGGGGAAGCAAGGAAGAUGACAUCAAACCCUUCUGGACAAGGCUUUCAGAAUAAAAACAGGGUUGCAAUCUUGGCUGAGCUAGACAAGGAGAAGAGAAAACUUCUGAUGCAAAACCAGUCUUCUACUAAUCACCCUGGAGCCAACAUCUCUUUGGCUAGAUCCUCCCUGAACAAGGAUUUCCGGGAUCACGCCGAGCAGCAGCACAUAGCAGCGCAGCAGAAGGCUGCUUUACAGCACGCUCAUGCACAUUCUUCAGGAUACUUUAUAACACAAGACUCAGCCUUUGGGAAUCUUAUUCUUCCUGUAUUACCACGGCUAGAUCUAGAGUAAGAGAAAAUUCAUGAAACAGAAAACACCUGGAUUCAUCUAAGCUGCUUUUUCAACAUUCAGGCAAUCAUUUGUGAGAAGAAAACUGUUCAAAAUGGUUUUGAUUUUGAAUUCCUGAUAUUUUGUUUUUUUGG